AUGUCUACUCCUCAAUACACUGAGGUCCCUGCCAGGGCCAAGAAAAUCAUCGAAACCUUCAUUCCACCACAAGACUUAAUUAAGGAGAAAUCUCAAAAUUAUGCAUCCGUCGAGCCACGCAGUGAGGAUAAAGAAGGUGACACUGAAGUGCUGGAUGGUGUCACAUUCACCCAUCACUUUGUGGAGGUGCCAGGCGAUUACGAGACUGUGCUCUUUCACUACGUGGAAGCUGGAUCGGGAGAGGCAAUCGUUUUUCUACAUGGGAUUCCAGACAGCUGGUUCCAAUGGCACCACCAAAUGGCCGCCUUAGCCAAGGGAAACCGCUGUGUGGCGUUUGACCUGAAGGGCUACGGCCAGUCAGAGAAGAAGGGUGGUGAUUACCGCCAUGAAGGCGUCGCGGAACAGAUGUACAAAGCUUUUGAGAAGAUAGGACUGGCGGCAUCCAAAUUUAACAUUGUGGCCCAUGAUCGCGGCACCGUCCAGGCGGACUAUAUUGUCGCAAAGCACCCUGAAAAGGUGCUGCGUUACGGGCGAGGUGAGCAACACCUGUAUCACUUUCAUCCGUCACUCGCGCCACAAGGCGACCUUUUCAUGGAUCCAGAGAUGAUGCAAGAUCCCAAGCACUUUGUGGUUUGGAUCUAUACCUGGAUCGCCGAGCGACCCAUCCCGAGAAACGAAUUUGUUCGCAUUAUUCAGGAAUUCUCGUAUCCAGGCACCGUGCGGGCAGUGCCUCGAUACUUCAACUCGUCCACUUUCCGUGCCGAAUGGCUUGAUCGGCGGAACCGAUUACUUGAAGCCAUCAUGUCCCCUGUUCUGGUGAUGGAAGGUUAUAAUAGUAAGACUCAGCCUCGGGAAUUCUACGAGAACUGCAGGGAACAUAUUCCGAAUGCGAAAAGCGUCGACGUGGUGUAUCUUCCAGGCGGUCAUUUUUGGUCUAUGGAGAGCCCAGCUGAGACGACUGAAGCUAUUCGCCAGCUUCUUGCCAUGAGAAUUGAUUAA
Molecule: messenger RNA, 999 nt
Organism: Talaromyces proteolyticus
Lineage: Eukaryota; Fungi; Ascomycota; Eurotiomycetes; Eurotiales; Trichocomaceae
Product: alpha/beta hydrolase
Exons: 1
Coding region: 1-999 (332 amino acids)
Molecular function (GO): hydrolase activity
Source: RefSeq, a predicted model, not a curated record